AUGCUCGCCCUCGCUCUUCUCGCGACGCCCUCAACCGCCGCCUCUCGCCCCCGUCCGCGGCGCGGGGGGGCACUCAUCGACACGCGCAACCGCACCGACUUCCACAUCAAGCUCGAGACCGACGCGCCGACGCUCGCCCUCGCGGCGUCUGCCUCGCGCAAACCCAACAAGGCCGCGGAGCUCCUGCUCCACCAAGACGCUGCCGGCGCGGUCAAGAAUGGCGACGUCUCGCUCGCCGACUCCACCGCCAACUCCGUCGGUCUCACGUGCGGCGGCGGCGGCGCCCCUGUGUGGUGCGCGGAGCCGCCGCAGCAGCCGCUCGCCGAGCUCUGCGUCUCUGAGGAUCCGAUCAAGACCUCGGGCUCCACGAGCAACGAGACGGUCUGCACGACCGCCACGGCCCACUCCAAGGGCGAGGCCGACGAGACGGACACAAAGAACAAGCCUGUCCCGGGCUCCACGACGGACGAGGCGGAUUGCACGACCGCCACGGCCCACUCCAACGUCGAGAUCGGGAUCGGUAAGACCUACCCGACUACCUCCAUGAAGCUCAACAUCGGCGCCUACGCCGAGCUCGCCCCCUUAUUUGACGAGACUUCCGGCGCGACGAAGAUCGGCGACCCCUCACUCGAGGAGAGCUUCACGACCGCCACGGCCCUCUCAGAGGUCGAUGUGGCCUCGCUGCUCUUUCUCCACUCUUGUGCGGCCGUGCUGGCGCUGCUCCUCGCGGCGUGCCUUGAGCCGCCGUUGCGUGGGCAGGUCAAGAAGAAGAGGGGCGUAUGGGGCACCCCAGCGGCACCGCCCGUCAACGUCAGCAGCCCGUGCUCGCUCACGGACGGCGGCUGGUGCGCCGCGUCGCCAAACUACCCGAACAGCUACGGCAUCAACGAGGAGUGCACCAUCAGCGGUGUGCCGCCGGUCGGGCUGGAGGUGAUCGGUUUUGAUGUGGAGGCGCACAGCAGCUGCAGCUGGGACUAUCUCACCGUCAACGGCAUAACGUACUGCGGCACCUCGGGGCCGAGUGGCGCGGUGGCGGAGGACGGCGUCAUCGAGUGGCGAUCGGAUGGCAUCGUAGUCAAGUCGGGCUGGAAGACCGAGCUCCGCAACCUGAUCGAGGACGCUACUUCAACUGCUGCCAACGUCUCCAUCUACCUGCCGCCCGGUGCAGAGUUCAAGCUGAGCAGCCAGAUCAGCUGCACCUCAUCCAUCAAAGUGACCGUCGCGAGCAGCGGCGAGGGCGCGACGCUCGACGGCCAGGGAGAGACCAGGCUCUUUUACCUCUCGGGCGGCUGCAGCCUCACCCUGCGGGGGCUGACCCUCGUCAACGCGAGGGCGGCCUUCGGUGGCGUUGUGUACGCGAACCGCGCAGGCGACGUCGAGAUCAUCGAGUCGGUCGUGAGGGACUCUGCUGGCGAUUGGGGCGGCGUCGUCUCCGCGUACGACAGCGGUGCGGUCUCGAUAACCAGCUCGGACGUGUCGGGCUGCUCGGCUGGCGAUUGGGGCGGCGUCGUCUACGCUUGGAACAGCGAGUCCCUCUCCAUCGCGGGUGUCGACUUCAUCAACAACUCGGCUUCAACAGGCUCGGUGCUGUACCUGACAAACCACGAACAAACCUCCAUCAGCAACGCCUCCUUCACCGGCAACAACGGGCUCCUUUAA
Molecule: messenger RNA, 1659 nt
Organism: Emiliania huxleyi CCMP1516
Lineage: Eukaryota; Haptophyta; Isochrysidales; Noelaerhabdaceae
Exons: 8
Coding region: 1-1659 (552 amino acids)
Source: RefSeq, a predicted model, not a curated record